CGCGAAUGUUCUUCUCGUGCAAACCCUGUAGAUAUAGGUGUAUUGCCUAACUUUAGAAUUUUCAUUGUAACCAUCAUUCAUGAAUCAUGCCAUGUAUGUUUUAGCUCCUCGUCGUCCUCUUCAUGGUAAGCGUACUAUCUUCAAGGUAGAACACGACGACGAACGAUGACUACAUUCUGAUUGUCUUUUUAUUUAAGUAGUUCAUUUUGGAUUGCAUUUCUUUGAAACAGCACAGACUACAUUAUAUACCUAACGCUAAGAAGAACCAGAGAAACUCAAAACGAUCUCCGUCGGGCAGCGGGUCCCUGUGCCAUGGCCAGUGAGUGCGUGAACAGCACCUCCAACAUGCGGACGUCAAUAAAUAAGGCGCGUUGUUGUGGAGGUACUAGUUGAGAAAGCUGCAACUGCUGAGCAUGGAUUUCAACUUCAAAGGCUUCUUUGCCGCCUCCUACGACGAGCCGAGAGGACGCGGCGCAGGAAAGGCAAAGAGCAAAGCGGCCACGAAAGACAGUCAACCCGCGGCGGCAAAGGCCAAGCAGUCAGAAGGCGGUGCUGUCGUCAAAGCAGGCGGUGGUAAAAGCGGGAGUCCUCGGGAUGCGUACCUCGCUGCUGUCGACUCUUCGAAUAAGAAGGCAUCAUCUACUCCAGCACCUGCCCGCGGUGAGCAACAAGCGCGGCAAGUAUUGAAGCCUGCAAUUUUUGAGCAGGGCUCACCUAGUACGCCGAAAAUGAAUCAAAAUUCUACUGCACCAGCCUCUCCUGGCACAACGAAAGUCAAUAGCAUUAACAACCAAGGAGGUGCUCGCCCACCUGCAGGAGCUCCUGGUCCCGGUGGCCGGAAAUCGCCGCCGGUCACCCAGAACGUUGCGGGCGGGCGAGGUCCAUUCCUGCCUCCGGCGCCGACUGCGCCGAAAAUAAUUGAGACGGUGCGCCCGAUCCAGGGCUUUGCGCGCGGCGGCGACACCCGGAGUAAAAUACGCCAAGCGGCCACGGCUGGCAAGAACCAGCAACAGAUUGCAAGUUACGCAGACGACUGGGACCAGCAACAACCGAAAUCAGAGCUCAGCAGCUUCUUUGACAAUUACUGGGACGAAGAUGUCGAGGCCGACGGAGGGCAGACUGCAAAGGACAAAGGAAGCAAGGAGCCCAAUAAGCGCUCAGGGAGUCCACCUCAAGGUGCGAACAACAGGGCCCGAACGAACAGCCCGGAAAAUGCUAACACAGACGACAGCACCGGAAUGUUUAAUUUCCUCUAUGCGUUGAACGGAGGGGGCGAGGAUACGCCUAUCCAGGUGCAGCCAAAAAAGAUAACAGAAAAGUUCAAAGGACAGUUCAGUAAGACGACGGCGCCAGCAGGACCUCCCUCCUCCUCCAAGGCACCGUCCAAGGCACCUCUACCAGCAUCUGGGGCGCAGCAGGAAAAUCAAAAUGCUUUCUAUCCGGCCAAGCGUGUUUUGCAACCGGGCGCCAUCAAGAAUUUCGCAGGGCCAAGCGUCAUGUCGAAGCCAGGUCUCACCGGAACCCCUGGUGGCGACGUAGACCGCAACGUGAAGGACCUGAUUGAGGUAACACGGCUCAGCAACCGCAGUGACCUGCUGCUCGACGAAGCCGACCUCUGCAAUCUGAAUAUGGAGCAAAGGAGGAGCAGGACGAAAAACCAAAACGCGUAUUACAACGACGCGGCUGCUGCAUCUGCAACGCUGACGAGCGCCACAGAGCGGGAUAGCACUGCAAGUACCGGUCGCGUAGGUCGCUACCGGGAGAAAUUUGCCGGCGGAGCUGGCCCGCCGCCCAGGCCUCCCUCGGGGGGCAUAAUAAAACUGGAGCGAAACAACGUCCAACCAUGGAACAAUCCGCAGCCGGUCAAGGAUGGACAAGCAGCGCGCGGGCGAGGACGAGGACCAGGAAGAUCAGGCUCGUCUGACGUCGAGCCAUCUUCAGCGUCGUCCAGCAGGAGUAGUAUUGACAAAAGGGACGUCUUAGGAAAUAGAAUUGUCGUAACCGAGCGGCCCCGGGACCGUAGCGUUGGAAAAGGAAACGCUCCCGCGCCGCAACAGAAGUCGGCCCAGGAAAAUGUUUUUACGACUGCUCUUAACGUUGCGAAGAACAAAGCGAAAUCAAUAAAGGGAAAGAUCAACUCGUCGAGGCUGCGAGCGAAGCUGCAGGCAGAGGUAAAGGUGCAGCAACUGCUGACAUUCACGCGUGCAAAGAAGCGCGCCGGCGGCCGGGGGGAGCGCGCGGACUUACACCCACAGGCCAGCAGUGGCACGCUGGCGCAGCAUGACCACGCGCCCGCAAGGCAGUUUUCCCAGCCGCACAACGACAGCGGUGGCAGCCGCCCGGCGCCGGGCGGGAGCAAUCAGUCUUUGAAGAUGAGUGGCGGUGGGAUUUCGAACAACGGACCGACGUGGUGCCCAGCCACGGUUCGUCUCCACAACAGAGCACCACUCCACAAUUCGUCGGAUAGCAUCCAGCCCAAAGCAUUGCAACACUCCGGGUCAAAUUUGAACCUCUCACCCGGGAAGCAAGGCGUGUGGGUCGGGUCGGCGCGGAGUAAGGAGUUACUUCGUAGCGGUUCUUCCGCGUCCCAGCAGUCCAUCCGCGGUGCCGGAGACUCCAAACGUGGGCGAACGGUCAGCGUCGCCCAGCUGGACGGGGUGGGCAAGACAGCUUCCAUCCGUCUCUCCACACGUGCCGUGGCGGGUCCGGGUGCGGAGGAGAACGAUCACUCCACUUUCCUUCGGACCCGCUCGGGGUCGAGCUCUACGCCGGCGCCUGGAUCGCCGCGACUAUUCGCCCCCAACCCGAAGGCGGUUGCACGGCCGAAGCAGGGCGCGAAGCGCACCGCUUAUCUGCAGGAGAAUCACAUCCGGAUUCGCUUUUUGGACGGCGUGGACCCCGGCACGGAGAUCAUGCCCAGCCUAAGUGCCCCCAACCUUGCGGAGGUGGUCGAGCCGGAGGACCCGAGCACUGUGUACGACGAGUUGGUCCUAUGCAAUAAAACUAGUAUCGCCGCCCUCGCACCCGCGGCGCUUGAUUAUUUCAUGUAGAAAAUGUAUUUGAAAGUGUAAGUAGUGAGCAACACGGCUUCUUUUUGAUAUGUAAUUCCAUCCAGGUCGAAGUAGCAAAUUGUUUGCAAGGUAGCAUCAAUAAUUAAAAUUAUUAUUAUUCGUCGUAAUUCUUCUUCCCUCCGAUCUACGUCCUGCUUCCGUCCCGGUCCGCCGAUAGGGUUUUAUGGGUCUAGGGUUUAGGAUAUUUGAUAUUAUUCGUCGGGUCAUAGGAGACGCUUUUUGCAACUCACUGCGCUGCUCUCGAGCUGACCUAUUAAUUGGUCUUGUAAAAAGGAGAAGGAGUGCAUCCUACUCCAUGCAGCGACCUCGGCGUUGUCCAUGUGCACUUCCUGAAUGUGAACUGUUGCUGCCGCGGGGGCAUGAUUUUUCCAUUGCAUAGAUCGCGAAGGUGGAGGAACUGCUGCUGCAACAGUACGAAGACGUUAUCAAAAAGAAGCCAUACACAACGCAGUAUUUGAAGCAGUUCUCGGAGUUUGUGUACCGCACCAAGCUUUUUCUCCGAUUACUCGGGACGGACUGCGGCGAAUUUGAAAAACAACGGUUCCGGCUCCAGGAUGCGGAGAUCUGGCGCCAGCUCGUCCGCGCGCCGGACCACCAGAAAUUGUUCGAGGGCAUUCUAGGAAAAAACGUUGACGUGACGACCUUUCUCAGCAUUUACCUCGAUAUCGACCUGUCCAAAACGCUAGUUGACGCACUUGUCAAGCUCGAGGACCAGGAUUACCUGCAGGGCAAAGCGAAAGUGGUAGUCAAGCUGACACCGGAGCAGCGAAGGCUCGCAUGUGGCGCCGCCUCAGAGGAAUCUGCCGUGAUAAAGGAGCAAGCAGCGCAACUCGCCACCGCCCAUCCGCAACUGCAACCGCCAACCGACAGCCUUGACCGGCAGUUUUGGUUUUGUCUGCUCUGCGAGGAGAAGCACAAGCCGGGGCGAGACUUCAUGUUUUGCAGCAAGUGCGGCACCCACUACGAGAACACGGACCUGUACCUCUGCGGCGCAGGAAUGUCCGGGAACAACUGCAACUGCGUGCUGCGGUACGACUGCCCGUUCGGGAUCCCGCAGUGCCCCGACUGCGGCAUGUUGAGGACCAACUGGAUGAAAAUUUGGGAACGCUGGAAGGUAGACAACGCGCUGUACGAGGACGCGAGCGCCUCCAUCGACCUGGACGAGGCCGAAAUGCGCGAGAAGGGGAUAAGUCGCGAAACGUUGAUGCAGCAGCGCCUCCAACUGGCGAUGAACACGGAGGUGAACAAAACACCUCGGCCAGAAGAACCAGGUGGUGGCGAGGGUAGCAACGGUGGCAGCCCGAGGACAGGAGGGACCACGACGAACAAUCCGGGUGAUAGACUGUCGCUCUCCAUGUUCGACAGUCUGGGCUCGGCGGAGAACUCGCUCCUCAGGAACAUGCUGGUCGUAGAUGCGGGUGGGGGGGACAUCGACGGAGAUGACUUGUCCGAUGUGGAAUUUUUGGAAAUUGACGAGUAGGGGGUAUGUCGAAUCGCAAAUAUUUUUUUGGUACCUGUCUAAAUGACAGGAUAACGAAGAUACCGUAGUACCUACCUUUGGCGUAGGGAGAUUGUUCGCAACUUGAACUUUUGUGGAAGGCCUGUCAAGUUCAGGGAGGGUUUUAUUUCGCAAAAUAAGGCUACGUUUAUGUUGGUGACAUUGACAUCUGCACCGUGGCUCCUGGAGGAGCUGUAUGUGAUAUUUUUGGUAGUGGCGGGCACAACACAGAAGGGGUUGCUGCCUGGACGAAGAUGAUGUUGCGAUCAUGAGGGUGAAAUAAAAUAUUUGGUCAUCAAACUCUAAACUCAAUUAUAAAGUUUUCAUUGUGUUUUCUACGAUCAUGCUUUGUAUGAUGCUUUUCAACAACAUUCAUUGUGUACAAUCCUAAUCUAUGUACUUUCGCCCUCUUUGUCUUUUAAGAGGAAAAGAAAAACAAAAAGCGCUCCGCGUGGUCCAGGGACACACACACGAC
This is a messenger RNA of Amoebophrya sp. A120, 5044 nucleotides long. The record is from the annotation of a GenBank genome assembly. NCBI's taxonomy places the organism in Eukaryota, Dinophyceae, Syndiniales, Amoebophryaceae.